AUGAAUGGAUCAGCUUCCUCGCAAUCUUACUCUGUUCCACUGAAUGCACGGCGGGUGUUUGAAGAAGGGAUUCUCAAUAAAGGCUGGAUCAGAAAGCACUUGCCUCCUGAAGCAGUCGAUUUCUCAGCUCGAAUCACAUUCUCUGGCAACAAUGAACCCAGUAUUCCCGUCAACUGGCGCUUUGCAGAGUCAGCAGCGGCGCUCAAGGCCCUCGAGGCAUCUCUUAUCGCAGCAUUAAUGAAGAAGAAAGAAGGUCUCUCGGUCGACAGGGCCACAAUUAACACCGACCACGCUCAGCUCUUUCUGAUGUCUUGCUAUCUAUGGACAAUCAAUCCCGACUCUAAAGAUGCUAUCUCGCGCACUCGGAAUGCACAUCUCCUUGACAAGAUGAUUCCGGACUACAAUUUCCAUGGGAGGGAUACAACACUGUACCGUAAAAUGGUCACAAGUAUCUAUCGAACAGCAGAUGGGCGCUACUUCAAUCUUCACGGGAGUCUGCAGCCAGAUAUUACCUUGGACAUGCUUGGGCUUCCGCGUAACAUGGAAGUGUCAAGCAAUGAAGAAGCUGUGGCGCCUUUUAUCGAGCGAAUCUCAAGAUAUGACAGCGAGGAUUUGCAGCAUCAAGUAUCGGAUGUCCACCAACAAGCCGGUGUCAUCUGCCAUUCUGCUGAUUCAUUCCGGGAAACCGAGCAUGGAAAAGCAAAUUCUCAUGUAUCGCUGUUUGAGAUCCACGACUGUCCAUCUUCAGCACAAGUUCCAACAUGGUGGUCCACUCCCUCUGGUCAGAAUCCUUCUCAAAGACCACUUGCAGGUCUCAAGGUAGUGGAUAUGUCCCGAAUCAUUGCCGCACCAGCGAUAUCUCGCGGCCUUGCUGAACUAGGAGCAUCCGUCAUGCGCGUCACUUCCCCGAAACUUCCAGAUCUUCAUAAUCUACAUAUUGAUCUUAACUGGGGCAAAUGGAACUGCAGUAUAGAUCUUACGACAGAGGAAGGGAAGCAAAAUUUACGUGAUCUUAUUUCCGAAGCAGACGUUGUCAUUCAAGGUUAUCGACCCGGUUCGCUCGAGAAGCACGGUUUCGGCCCACAAGGCAUCUUAAACAUGACGAAAGAUCGUCUGCGAGGAAUUGUCAUACUUCAAGAGAACUGCUACGGGUGGUACGGUCCUUGGUCUCACCGCAGUGGCUGGCAGCAGAUCAGUGAUUCCUGCGUUGGUGUAUCUCAUGCCUUCGGCAAGGCCAUGGGACUGAAAGACGGAGAGAGCGUAACGGCAAUUUUUCCAAACAGUGAUUAUAUGACCGGUGUCUCCGGCAUUUGUGCUGUGCUAAUCGCCUUGAUGAAGAGAGGGGAGACCGGGGGUAGUUAUAUCGCUGAGACGGCCCUGAACUACUACAACCAGUGGCUCGUGAACGAUGUUGGCGAGUAUCCAAAAGAUGUAUGGGACACCCUGUGGGCUCAGAAUGGCAGGAUGAAAUUUCGGUAA
Messenger RNA from Penicillium riverlandense, 1479 nucleotides. RefSeq lists its product as uncharacterized. Gene Ontology annotation, molecular function: catalytic activity. Lineage: Eukaryota; Fungi; Ascomycota; Eurotiomycetes; Eurotiales; Aspergillaceae. The record is from RefSeq and is a predicted model, not a curated record. Bases 1 to 1479 code for a protein of 492 amino acids. The transcript has a single exon.